AUGGUUCCCUCAACGGGAUCACUUUCUCUUGUUGAUCUUCUCACCUCUCAAUUCCCUCAGAUCAAUCCCUACAGACAACUUGUGGAUCCUGCUCUCACGAUGAAUCUGCAAAUGCUAUUGAUGCAAGCCUAUCAACAGACAGUAAAAGUCAACAUCCCAUCCUCACAAAGCCCACCAGAAGAGUCGAUUAAGAAGGAGAUUGAAACUGAGAAAGCGCCUUCCUUUUCAAUUGACACACUACUCGAUUUGAAAUCCGAAUCGCAAACGACUGAAGAUGAGAAACCGUCCUCAUCCUCUUGCUCCUCUCAUUCGCCGAGUUCAGCCACCUCCGAUGUUGUCGCUUAUACGCUUGAUGCACUCGAGACAGCCGACGGGCGGACGAAGCGAAAAAAGCCGAUUGUUUCGGUGAAAGACGAGAAGAAUGGGCGUUGUGUUUGUGAGCAUUGCGGCAAGAGUUACGCUACAUCAAGCAACUUGAGUCGUCACAAGCAAACGCAUCGCCCGUUGGACAGUCCAUUCGCUAAACAGUGCCCACACUGUGAUCGAGUCUAUGUGAGCAUGCCAGCGUUGAGCAUGCACAUUCUCACUCACAAAGCCUCACAUUCGUGCGACGUUUGCGGGAAGGUCUUCUCUCGAUUGUGGCUUUUACAAGGUCAUAUGCGCUCUCACACCGGUCACAAGCCGUUCGGCUGUGCGCAUUGUGGGAAAGCGUUCGCCGAUCGAAGCAAUCUCCGAGCACAUAUCCUUACACAUACAGGAGACAAACGUUUCGCGUGUUCGACAUGCGGGAAACGGUUCGCUCUUCGGAGUUACCUAAAUCGACAUGUUGAGCAAUCAUGUGGAGCAAAGAAUCGUUCAUCACCUGGAGAGACAACAGAUGAUUGCAAUACUCGAUCCCACGACACACCCACUCCACCAAUGAUUCAAUCUAAUAGUGCUGAUCUAGCUUUACUUCUUGCUAAUCUUAACGGC
This is a messenger RNA of Mesorhabditis belari, 972 nucleotides long. The record is from the annotation of a GenBank genome assembly. NCBI's taxonomy places the organism in Eukaryota, Metazoa, Nematoda, Chromadorea, Rhabditida, Rhabditidae.